Messenger RNA from Ostrea edulis (European flat oyster), 844 nucleotides. RefSeq lists its product as uncharacterized. The transcript has 2 exons. Lineage: Eukaryota; Metazoa; Mollusca; Bivalvia; Ostreida; Ostreidae. Bases 135 to 806 code for a protein of 223 amino acids. The record is from RefSeq and is a predicted model, not a curated record.
UAAAUAAUAUAAACGGGACUGCUGUUAUCAGUACAAAAGAGAUAAAAAAAAAAAAAAAAGACAGAUGCCAUUUUGUAUAAAAGCACGUUACCUUCACGAAAACUGUGACAUUUCUUGCUUACAUUUAUACCACAAUGCUAUUAUUGGCAUUAUUUGCGACUGCUGUUGUUGCAGCUCCAAGCCCGAUCUGCAAAGACGCCUUCCAAAAAGCUGGAAUUUCAAGCAACUAUAAUGAAACCAUAGCUCAUGCUAUUCACUCUAUGACUGUGGAGGGUUUGCAGUUGUUUGAUCCUUUGGCAACGGAACAGAACAGAGUUCCCACGGUGAACCAAGACCUAUCGCAAGUACAGAAAGUUCUGCCUAACGCUCCGCAUUUCCAUACUUCCUCGAACUUUGCUACCCAGACGAUGAACAUCCUCGACAAAAUACUGUCAACAGUAGGAAAUUCUAAAGACGGACUUGGGGCCCAUUGGUCCUCUGUCGAGAGAAUAGCACACGUUUUUCAUAUGUGGGAUCUGUGGGAGAAGAUUUAUGAGACAUCAUGGCCGGAAGUUCUGAUGACCCCUCCUGAACCAACUACAUGUGUAUGCCUGAAGGACACCCGAGCUAAUGGUAUAAAGGCAGCUGUGGAAUGGGUGGCCAAACACUACGAGACAGGGACCCCGAUUACACUGCUGAAUCGACCAAUUCCUAAACUGACCGAUGCCCAGUCCUGGUCUGUGUGGAAACAGCGCCUCUUGCACUACUACACUCCUGAAGCACUUCACGACGCUGCGAUCUACCUUUACUGUGUCACACAUCACUAAAACUAAACACAGAUAAUAAACCUACAGCACCAAGGAAA